UAUACGACGUGUUGUUGUAAUUGCACAAAGUUCUAUUGAUUUUUAUCCGUUUCAUUUGCUUAAAUUCUGAAAAAAAUAUUGUAUAAAAUGUUUAAUAUUAAAUUUCGUUGAAAGUUUUAUAAAAGAAACAUCAUUUCAGAAAAGAUUUUAAAUAAAAGAAGUGUGUCGGCAUAAAGUUAUAGUUAAAGAAAGUGGACGGCGCACUAAAGACCAUGGAGUUGGCAACUUUUGAGUUAAGUCCAGAGGCCUUAAUUGGUUCCUUAUUUGCAUUGGGUGCCUUAUUUGUAUUUUGUCGUAGCCUGUUGAUUGAGGAUGUUAUAUGUAUACCCGGUAAAAGUAAACAUGGCUGGAAAUCCAUUAAAAUAUUAGAUAGAGCAUGUUAUUGUAACGUAUGCGAAAUCUUAUUAACACCCUCGGCGGGUGUUUUCUGUGAUUGCUGUGGCAUUUGUUCACACACCUCGAGGUCUUGUACGCGUAAGGCGGAUAAACUGUUUAAGUGUAAAGAGAAAUGGGUACGAAAUGAAAAAUCUAUGCGACAUUUAUGGGUCAAAGGUAAUCUGCCGUUGAGUGCUGUAUGUGAUGCCUGCGGCGAUGAAGUGGAAGAGGUGGGCCUGAGCGGAUGGCGUUGUGCUUGGUGUCAUCGCUGCUACCACAACAACUGCUAUAAACGUAUCGAUAUGCGUGGUGAAUGUGAUUUUGGGGAAUUUCGUGAUAUGAUAUUUCCACCCUAUUGUAUAGUGGCGGCACGUACACGUGAAUCGGUUCGUUUGCAUUUGGCCGGUAUAAAACCACCAACUAUUGAGAAUUGGGAACCAUUAAUUGUGAUCGCCAAUACGAAGUCGGGUAGCAGUACCGGCUCAGAUGUUGUAUCAUUGCUACGUGGAUAUUUACAUCCGUUGCAAGUUAUGGAACUGGGUUCACGUGGUCCGCAAGAUGCUAUGCAAUGGGCGGCAAAAGCUAGUCCCAGGCCAUGUCGAGUUUUGGUGGCUGGUGGUGAUGGCACCAUAGGUUGGGUGCUGAAUACAAUAUAUACUCUCAAUAUUAAGCCAAUACCCGCAGUUGCCAUAAUGCCCUUGGGCACUGGAAAUGAUCUCUCACGCAUUUUGGGAUGGGGAGCAGAACCUCCUUCCACACUAGAUCCGGUGAAAAUCCUUAGAAAUAUUAGAAAAGCACGUUCGAUAAAUCUUGAUCGUUUCGACUUAAAAAUCGAAAAACUACACUAUCGUUUACCCAUACAAAGGCAACCCAUUAAAACGGUACAUGUUUAUAAUUACUUUAGUGUGGGCGUGGAUGCAUUAGUCACUUAUAACUUCCACAAGACUAGAGAGUCAAAGUUUUAUGUCUUAAGUAGUAGGAUAUUUAAUAAGUUAAUCUAUUUCGGUUUUGGCACUCAACAAAUAGUGCAACGUGAUUGUGAGGGAUUAGAGCAAAAAAUCGAUUUAUAUUUAGAUAAUGAAUUAGUUAAAUUGCCAGAAUUACAAUCGAUUGUCUUCCUAAAUAUUGAUUCAUGGGGUGCUGGUUGUAAAUUAUGUGAACUUAGUAAUGCCGAUGAUUCGGUGAAAAUUAUCAAUUCCAUUUCGGAUAGAACUAUGGAAGUAUUUGGUAUUGUCUCUUCUUUCCAUAUUGCCCAAUUGCAAAUGGGCAUUAGUAAGCCGGUAAGAAUUGGUCAAGCUAAAAAUAUAAAGCUGGUAGUUAAAACUACUUGUCCCAUGCAGGCUGAUGGUGAACCCUGGAUGCAAGCACCGGCUGAUAUGCAUUUACAAGCUAGAAGUCAAGCUCGUAUGCUAAAAUUAGAAACUUAAUACAUAUUUCGUAAACAUUUCAACGUUUAAAACGAUUUUCUUAUUAAUAACUUAAUUUAAGUCUAAAACAACAAACAGGUCCAUUAACUUUUAAAAGAAAGAAAAGUACCCAAGUACUUAAAUUAGUAACAUAUUUAUAUACAUAAUUUUAUUUAGUUAUUUAGAUUGGGUGUUUUUUGUGUAAAAUUUUCUUAAAAAAAAGCG
This is a messenger RNA of Lucilia cuprina (Australian sheep blowfly), 2006 nucleotides long. It is a transcript of the gene Dgkepsilon, whose product is annotated as diacylglycerol kinase epsilon. The coding region runs from base 213 to 1802 and encodes 529 amino acids. Gene Ontology annotation, molecular function: ATP-dependent diacylglycerol kinase activity. The record is from RefSeq and is a predicted model, not a curated record. Lineage: Eukaryota; Metazoa; Arthropoda; Insecta; Diptera; Calliphoridae. The transcript is spliced from 7 exons.